Messenger RNA from Oldenlandia corymbosa var. corymbosa, 3654 nucleotides. The record is from the annotation of a GenBank genome assembly. Lineage: Eukaryota; Viridiplantae; Streptophyta; Magnoliopsida; Gentianales; Rubiaceae.
GUUAUAACUUACAACGAGAAAACGCUACGUAUAGAAAUUAAGAUUAUUACCAAAGAACCCCCCCACCUAAAACCUCACUCAUUUACUCUUCACACCCAAAAUCCUUCUCCUCCACCGCCGGUCACCGCCCCAUCAUAAACCUCCAUUGCCGUUCGCCCGCCCUGCACCCAAAUCCUUCUCCGCAGCCGGCUACGCAAUUGAAUAGCCAUAACCAAUCAUUCUCCUAGCACAAAUCUCAAAAUUAGAAUAAGAAUCACAAGGAAAGAUAGGAAGUGGAGGAAUCCGAAACAAAAGAAAGGAAAAUGAGGUAAAAAGAAACGCUAUCCAAGUCUAUAGAUAUAUUGCAAUUGUGAAUUUGGUACCCAGUUUGUGAAUUUGGAAAAUAUGUUACUCCCUAUGUACCAAAAUUAUUGUCCAGUUUGAGAUUUCAGUUUUAGUUCAAUUCGAAGGGAGCAGUAUUUAGUUUAAAUUCUAGAAUCAUUGAGUUGCAUGAAAUGUUUAACUGUUGAAGAUUAUUUUAGUUGGGAAUGAACAAUUGAGUUGGGUUAAUUUCAGUUUGGCUGCAUGUAUGCAAAAUAAUUAUUCGACCACCCAUCUUUGAGGCUUCGAAUCUCUAUGGUUCCGUAACCAUUUUUGCUAAGACCCUGUUUGAUUUUAACCUUCAUGCGUGAAAGCCUAUCCUGCUUUUUGCUGUUGAUUGAAUUGGGUUGUGGUUUGACUUAAAACUUGAUUGAAAACAGGGUAUGAUUACCUAUUCCAUUCUGAAAAAAUGCAGGAAGAAACCAGACUUCCGUUCCUCUGUUUAGACUCCCAUUUCUCCUUUCUCCUUGAACUCUUUUUGACUAUUUCUUUUCACAAAUGUCUUCUUUUUUUCCUAAAGUUUAUUCCAGUUUCUACGGAUCAUAAAAUAGAGUUACGGUUUGUCUGAAAAUUGGAUUUGCACAGGACCAAUCUGUCACGAAAUUCUGGAUUUUUCUAAAAAUUUUGUUCUGUGUUGCUGCUUUGAAGAUUCGUUUUCACCUUAUUAACUGUGGUUCUUGAUUUCUUUGGACUAAGCCCUAGCUUAUUUAACCUAGGUUAUAAUGUUUUUUUCAGCCUGCAAAUUGGAUCUUUAGUUUGAUCGAUAACAUGAUUUGAAUAUGACCUAGUUACCCUACUUUGCUGAAUUUUCAGAACUUCAAAAAAAUGAGAAGCUGACUUUUAGGCUUUGGUUUUCCUUGAUGAAAUACCCUUUUCUCACAUGACUUUCGUUGCUGUCAAUCUUUGGCCAUCCAAGGAUACAAUAGAACUUUUGAACUAGGAAAAAAAGACAUCUUAGAAAAUGAAUUUGAAACUUGAGGAUAUCAUUUUCUUUCCCGCGAAAUUGUUAGCCACAUGUUACUCUUUUGCUUUUAUAACAUUUUGGAAUUGUCCCUUUCAAAAAAAAAAAAAAAAAUUUUGGAACUGCUGUUGUUCCAAACUCGAGAAAGAAUCAUUUGCAUCUAUUGGAGGGUUUAGAAACGAAUACUAUGCCCCGCCAUAAACUUUCAUUGAAUAUGGUAUGAUAAUGUUAUGACUUCUUGUUUGAUUAACAGACUUCCCAAGUGAUCGUAGGAUUGUCAAAUACUAUCCAGGGAAAGAGAGAUGGGGCACCUUACCAAGACAUCCAGUUUGAUGAUUGUCUAUUCUUCAGAUCAGAAGGCAGAUUGUGUGCGAAGGGGCACGUGACAGUUUACUCUAGUUCUUUUUGAACUGUGGAUUCUGGAGUCCAGAAACAAGAGACUUUUCUGACUACUUUUUGCAAGAGGUGAGUAUAUCUGCAUUGUGAUUUUCGCUUUGACUAUUUGAAAUGAUAAAACUUUCUCUUGAAAAGAAUGAUAAAUACAGGUUGGCAUGUAGUAAAAUUAUGGAUAAGAAAUGUGAGUGAUUGAAACAGGAGUCAACAUUGCUUUCAGUGCAGCAUUAUUGUUUCACUCAUGUUCAAUUUUUUAAUUUUCCAUUUCACUGAACUCAGAAAUAUAGGGGUGUGAGUGACACUUAAGAAUUCAGAAUUCAUUUCGCCAAAGAUUCAAGCAAGAAAUAUGCUCUUGAUUGGCAAAAUUCUAUCCAAAGCGGUUUUCUAGGCAGCUUAUCCGUUUGUUCAACCCUUCAUUUUUGUUGAAGUAAUGGAGUUUUGGAUAAUCCAACCCCGCUGGAACACAUGGGAACAUCCCCCUUUCCGUUGUCCACUGCGUUAAGGUUUGGAAUGUAAUAUUGAAGGCCGCAGGGGCUUCUACAUCACCCAAGAAAUCCUCUGUUGCGCUUUAAGAAUGAUCUCCUAAGUUUAAAGCAUUAUGGAUUUCCAUUUUCUUUUCUCUCCGUUUCCUGAAAAUUGUAUGACUUUUAAUGGAAUGAAAUUUACAAUGUAAAACAUAAUACGUUGAGAUUCUAUCCCUCCAAUCUAAUUGAAGAUCAUAUUGAUUUGCUGUGGAAGCGAUUUCAGCAUUUUUCUUCCCUCCCUAAGUUAUCUGGAACUUCAUAUAGUGUUUUUAGAGGUGAUUGGUCUCUUUCCACCUUUAGUUUGGGCGUCAUUGUGCCUUUCAUUUGUCUUAAUCUGACACUGAUAGUUUUUGGAUCACCUAUGGAGCCACUAGAAUGAGCUCAUUAGGUAACAAAUGAGAGGACAUUCUAUGCAUAAAGCAUGGCAAUGUCUAUCUUUUACAUAUAUAGUUGUAGGCUUCUGCUGCUUUUCUUCAUCAUCUAUUGGCAGAGACAACAACGUGUUAUUUAUAUUUUUUUGUUAACAGAUUCAUUUCCCUGAGGGAUGCCACCUUUGAAGAGAUACGUUUUGAGAUUGUUCUUUUCGCUGAAGUACAUCACUGCCAAUGUAGUGGACAGGAACAAUGGUCAUAUUGUUGCGUCUGCAUCAUCUGUUGAGCACGACCUCAAAAAGGCAUUCGAAUGUGGCAGAUUCUGUAAUGCAAAGGCAGCUGCAACUGUGGGAGAAGUGUUAGCAAUGAGACUAAGAGUAGAGGGUCUUGAACAGGGACAGGGAAACGGCAUCCAUGUCGAUGUGAACAAAGAGGUAGAGAAAAAAGGUUUCAAGAAUCAGACAAAGGUCUGGGCGAUAGUUAACGCACUAAAAAACAAUGGAGUCAAGCUCGUUCUUGAUGAUGAUGACAAUCAGGAUUCACGAUGGAGCCAUAGGUGAUGAAGUAAUUGCACCAUGGAAAUAAAAUGGAAAAGCUAUACAUAACAGGUGGAUCUCAAGUGCUUCUUAGCUACAAAACCUCUGUAUAUGAGAUUGAUGCCGACACUGAACUUAGCGACAGAAGUGAUCCUUUUGAAGAGAAUCUGAUGUAAUAGUUCCUGAUAAUUACUGCUCUCAACCCAUAAAACUGGUCUUUGUUUCUAAUUAUGGGAUUAAAGGAGUAUUAUUUCUUAGUAGUCCACUCGUUUGUGAACAUAGUUUGACAACUUUUGCUAGCCGAUGAAGCUCUACAAUAAAGCCUUGUCUGUCACAUUGUCUGAUGAAUGUUUUGAAUCCCAGUGGUUGGCCACCCACAAUCUCUCCUUUACAAUACAUGCAAUGGGUUGGAAUUAGCGUGAUUUAUUUCAGAUGUAACUAAAACUAAAGAAAGAGGUAAAAGGAAACUAGGUUUAAGGAAAUGGUCUGAAAAGACAUAUUUAAGGUGA